UCUCAUUUUUAUUUCUUCCUCUUCUGAGGUUUCAAUUGUUUUUUCGAGGAUUUAGUCUCUCAGCCUCUCUAGGCUCUACUGUACCUCUACAGUCUCCAUCUUAGUGGUUUUCCUGAAAUUUAUCUCAUAAGAUUUUAUUAUAUCAAGAGGAUUCGUUUUGAGAUAUUCGAUCGCUUCAUCGCCGGUAUCUGCCGAUCUGUUUGCGAAAUUUUCGGUGUUUAAGAACUUUAUAAAAGGAUACCGCAUUAACGCUACAGAGCUUCCUGCGUGAGGCGAUGAGAUGCGGGAUUUGUUAGGGUUUAUGUGGUUAAAUUUGCCGAAAAUGCAGAAGCUUUUAAGUUCUACAAUAUUUCAUUGAAGCAAAGAAACGAUGGUAUUGCAAGAAAAAAAUUUGGAUCUACAGCUUUUCAGGUUUUGAGCAGUUCUUGGCUUAUUUUAUUCAAGAGAUGGCAUUUUCAGAUGGAGUAUCGAAUGCUUUGGAGGAUAUAGGAGUUCGCAGUUUGUUCAGCUGAGUAAUUUAGGAGAAAUUCAUCCAAGACUGCUGCCAUUGCCCUAGUAUUGGAGUUUCAUUUGACCAUUUAGUGUUUUAGUCUUAAUCUGGUAUUGCUUCGGCCAAGAUCAGGUACUUGAUUUAAUUAACUAUUUGUGCUUUUCUUCUUGGCAUGUGGGUUCGACGAUCUUUUCCAAGAAAACCGAAGAUCUGCCACUGUAAUUCGGACUUUCUCGUCUUUCCACCAAUUCUAGAAUCAUCGGCGACGCUCUGUUUCUCAUCCCCAAGAGAAGCGUCGAAAUUGUCAGGGUUUUGUCUGGUUGAGUGAUGAAAUGCUGGACUGAUACUGGUGGGCUGCUUUUCUGUGUCUCCGCUGUAAGUCUCUUUGCAAGGAUUCUUCAAGGGAAGCUGGGUGGGGGAUCUACGAUGGAAGUCUCUAACGGUUCAAAGCUUCAAAGCCGCUUUAUUAUCCAGGGGAUAUCUCUUUAAGGAGAGUGUGAUCUACAAGCCUCUUAAGAUUUUACUGUGGGGUCUUCCUCGAUAAUUCGACCCUUUCUUGCUCUGGAUCUGAGAACACAUUCUUGCUGCGUUCCUUGGGACUUCAGACCUCUGCCACGGUUCUCUCCUUGGUGUGUGAUUUUUAAUUUUGGCUUGAUUACUACUGUAAUUAGGAAGCAUUGAUGGGGCUUCUUGGAAGUCUCGCAAUGCUUCUCUCGUUUCUCUGGAUCGCUUGGUCGCCAGGAUUUGGGGCUCAAUUGUCUGGAGCUUCAAUCAUCCGAGCAAGAUCGCUGGAUACACUUCUGCAAGACUAUGCUUAUAGGGCUUUCGUUCGGCCUCGAACCGGCAUCCCCUACGAUGGAAACCCCCCCUCGAAUUUAACUGGAAUUUCAAUUUCUGUAAUGAGGCUCAAGAGCGGAAGCUUGAGAAAUAGAGGUGUUAAAAGCUACAAGAAAUUCAUGAUUCCGACCGGAGUUGUGGUGCGACCUUAUGUAGAGAGGCUUGUUCUGGUUUACCAGAACUUGGGCAAUUGGUCGACGGUUUACUAUCCAUUGCAUGGUUACAUCUACUUAGCUCCAGUUGUGGGUCUUCUUGGCUACAGCGCUUCCAAUUUAUCUGCAACUAGUUUACCAGAAUUGGAUGUAAGGGCCUCUGGUCAGCCCAUCUUAAUCAGGUUCUCUGGAGUGAAAUCAGUUGCAGGUGCAAGAUGCGUUACAUUUGAUCUACAGGGCAUGAUGAAAUUCAACAAUGUUUCAUCUGGGAAUGUCUGUUCCACAGUUGAGCAAGGCCAUUUCGCCAUUGUAGUGGAGUCUCCUGCACCUUCUCCAGCGCCUGUCCUACCGUCAACACCUCCUGCUCCUUCAAAGAGGGGUGGAAAGAACGAGAGGAAGGUGUGGAAAAUUGUAGGGUCUGUGAUUGGCGGGCUCAUUGUGUUGAUUGUAAUGGCUCUGUUGAUACUGUGGAUUCGAAGAUUCAAACACCGGAAGAAGAUGCAACGGAUGGAGAGGGCGGCGGAUGUGGGCGAAGCCCUGCAGUCAGCCACGGUAGGGAAUACAAGGGCUCCGGUGGCUACUGUGACUCGGACACAACCGGUGCUGGAGAAUGAAUAUGUGCCCUAGGUUUUUGGCAUUUUGUACAAAGGUACCUACAUUCAGUUCAAACCUCCUAGAUUCAUCGGUUCAGAAAUUAUUGAUUCUUGUUUCAUCCAUAUGCGUUUGUCCAGAAAUAUAGUUCUUUGAUUCAUUCUGAGCCCUCUUAGGAGGGGAUUUGUUUGUCUUCUGGCCAUUUUUCCUUUCCUUUUUCUCCCUGUGGUUUUUAUUGUUGUAUGUUGGUUUCCUAUUCCUUCCCUGUCGGAUUGAUCCAGAGAGACGAGAUGUUAAUUAUUUGGGAAUUUGCUAUCUUAUAGAGGCAAGAGUUCGUGAAGGACCAUUGUUA
Messenger RNA from Macadamia integrifolia, 2422 nucleotides. RefSeq lists its product as uncharacterized. NCBI's taxonomy places the organism in Eukaryota, Viridiplantae, Streptophyta, Magnoliopsida, Proteales, Proteaceae. The transcript has a single exon. Gene Ontology annotation, cellular component: membrane. Bases 1171 to 2106 code for a protein of 311 amino acids. The record is from RefSeq and is a predicted model, not a curated record.